Bursaphelenchus okinawaensis is the source of this 1668-nucleotide messenger RNA. Lineage: Eukaryota; Metazoa; Nematoda; Chromadorea; Rhabditida; Aphelenchoididae. The record is from the annotation of a GenBank genome assembly.
AUGGAGCACUGGGAGAACCUCUCCUUGUCCCAGCUGUACCAGGACUACACGCAGAACCUGGUCUGGAGUCUGUUCUUGACGUCUACUGCCAUACACGCCAUCGUGCUGAUCGCUAGUCCAGUGUGAGUGGUUUGGGGUUGAAAGUGCAGGUAUUUAGCUAUAAGUAACGUUUGUUCUACUUUUUUAAAGAGUGUUUCAACAAGUAACCGUAGUUUUACAAGUUUUUUAGAUUUAAAAAUAGGCAAUAUCUGAAAAUGGAGUACUGUAAAACCUUCAAAAACUAAAAUACUGUAAAAUUUCACAAGUUUAAUGUUUCUAAUCAUACAAACUUUAGCCAAGCUGUUUACAAAUGGAACAGGCGUAACAGUAGUGAUGGUGACACAGCAUUACCGUAUAUUUGCGGAGUAGUUGGGUAUGUUAAGUUAACUACUGUAACUUUAUACCCAAAAUCACAUUCUUAUACUUUUAUGUCACUUUGAAGUAAAUUAGUUUACAGAAUCAAACUGUUUGUAUCAUAACAAUAUUUCAGCUCAGCGUUAUGGUUACGGUACUCGAUGUACAUUGGAGAAGUCAAACUGAUAUUACUACAAACAUACGCAGUAGCCAUGCAACUCGGCUUUGUUGGUCUUCUGAUCUACUACAGGACAAAGAAGGUAACAUACCACGUAGUCGGUGAUUUUUGAGUUUAGACGAGGCUAAUGAGGUCAGUGAUGGUGAUAAGCUCAGUCAUGUUACUUCUGUUUAUGUAUGCUUCUUCGAUGGCACACGAAGAUGGCAAGCAGAUGAUCGGAAUCUGUGCUUCUGGAGCUCAAAUCGCUGGAUCUCUGGUUUGUCCGUAUCUUGUAGUAGGUAUCUUGCAGUAAUUUUGGUUUAUAUUACGGUCGAUAAUUAAAUAGAAAGGUAAUAAAUUGACAAAGUAUGUCAUUUCUACAGACUUUUUGACCAAGAAUUGGUAAAAUUACAUAAACGUUUGGAUUGAAAAUUAGUUUCUUUAAACUACGGUAUCUUUCAGUACCGUGCCGUAAAGACCAAAGUGAUUGACUUUGUACCAUUUGCACCAGUCGCUUUCACGUGGGUGAUGGAGCUCCACGCCAUUGUUUACAGUAUCGGCAUUAACGACUUUUAUUUACUGGUAAGUCAAAGUAUUUACUGUCUGUUUAACUCUGGUCGUUAGCAUGUUGUUGUUUAUGACACGUACUUGCAUCUGUUAUUACAUUACAGUACAUUAACAUAAGAUACAAUUGAGCUGUGAGUAACUAGGGGUGGUAUGUUACUGUAUGCAAGAAGUACUGUCAAUAAAUGUCAUUUGGGGCAUUUGGGAGGGGUAAGGGGACAAAAAUAUAAUAAUAAGUGUACUUUACCCAUUAAAAUGGUAUUCAAGUAGAGUUUGUUCAUUCAGUACUGAUCGCUGACUAGUUUAUAAUAGGUAGGUAACAUUUCUUUAAAAGAUGACUAACUGCAUGUUAUCUAGAUUUCACAUGUUUAUACACCAUGACUAAAGCCUCAUGUUAUUAACAGCAUGAUGUAUAUGAGAAUGCUAUUCUUAAGUGAUUUCAGCUAGCGAACGGAGUGUUCUGCUGCAUGGAUGGCUCCCUUCUGGCAAUGUUCUUCAUUUAUCCGACCGAACGAAAGAAAUCUCACAAAACCUCGAAAUUAAUGGAUUUAUAA